Messenger RNA from Coffea arabica (coffee), 2593 nucleotides. NCBI's taxonomy places the organism in Eukaryota, Viridiplantae, Streptophyta, Magnoliopsida, Gentianales, Rubiaceae. The record is from RefSeq and is a predicted model, not a curated record.
GUUGCUCAUUCUGAACCUUGAAGUUGCCAAGUUGGAAGCCAUUGGUUUGUGGAAACCAUGGCUUCACUUAUGCGUAAUUUGUGGGCAUCUUCUUCAUUUGCUUUAACAGAGUUCAAGCCUCAAUCCAGAGCUCAAAUUAGAUGUUCAACAGCUCAGGAGUCCUCUAUCUUGUCGACUGAUACUGUUAGACUUAAUGGAGUUUCUUCAGCUAAGAAGCAGGAGAUAACUAAUCCGAUGAUGGAUAGGGGGACUGGUCAUUUACCUGCUGGUGCAAGUACUAGAGAGAAGAAGAAGAAGGGAGAGGAAGAAGUUAUGCAAGAAAAGCUGAAACCGUUGUGGGAUGAUGGGUAUGGAACUCGGAGUGUGAAGGAUUACAUGGACUCAGCAAAAGAUGUUAUUAAGCCUGAUGGUGGACCUCCAAGGUGGUUUUCACCUAUAGAAUGUGGUCCUCCAUUGAAGAAUUCACCUGUUCUUCUCUUUCUACCUGGGAUGGAUGGCCUUGGAUUGGGGCUCAUGUUGCAUCACAAUGCUCUAGGAAGGGUUUUUGAGGUAUGGUGCCUUCACAUUCCUGUGAAAGAUCGAACACCAUUUGAAGACAUGGUAAACUUUGUUGAGGAAACUGUGAGGAAUCAGCAUGCUUCGUCUCCAAAUAAGCCAAUAUAUCUUGUGGGAGAUUCAUUUGGAGGAUGCUUAGCACUUGCAGUUGCUGCACGUAAUCCGGUCAUUGAUCUUGUAUUAGUAUUAGCUAAUCCAGCAACGUCAUUUAAUAGGUCACAGCUGCAACCUUUGCUACCUUUCUUGGAGGCUAUACCUAUUGAACUUCAUUUUACAGUCCCUUACCUUUUAAGCUUUGUCAUGGGUGAACCAGUGAAGAUGGCAAUGGCUACUGUUGAUGCUACUCUUCCUCCACGAAUAGCUCUAGAACAUUUGGCUGGCAAUCUUACAGCUUUGUUACCACGACUUUCAGUAUUGGCUGAUAUUAUACCAAAGGACACUCUUCUCUGGAAGCUCAAACUUCUUAGAUCGGCUGCCAGUUAUGCUAAUUCCCGUCUUCAUGCUGUUACAGCUGAAGUACUAGUGCUUGCAAGUGGCCAGGAUAAUAUGCUUCCUAGUGGUGAUGAAGCACAAAGGCUUGAAAGGUCAUUAGGAAACUGCAAAGUAAAAUACUUCAAGGACAAUAGCCAUGCCAUUUUACUGGAAGAUGGGGUCAAUUUGUUGACUAUUAUCAAAGGUGCUUUCAAAUAUCGUCAGUCAAGAAAGCAUGAUGUUGUCAUGGACUUUUUACCUCCUAGUGAUUCAGAGUUCAAGCAAACACUUGAGAGUCAUAAAAUUUACCGGUAUCUUAUUGGCUCGGUAAUGUUUUCCACAUUGGAGGAUGGGAAGAUAGUGAGAGGCUUGUCAGGGGUUCCAAGUGAAGGUCCAGUCAUACUAGUUGGUUAUCACAUGCUGUUAGGUUUGGAACUUGUUUCUCUUGUUGAAGAAUUCCUGAGGCAAAGGAAAAUUCUGGUCCGUGGUAUAGCACAUCCAAUGCUAUUCUCACAGUUGGUGGAGACUGAUGUAAAAGAGUUUACAUUCUUUGAUACGUUUAAAAUUUAUGGUGCAACACCCGUCAGUGCAACCAACCUUUUCAAAUUGUUCAAAACAAAAUCACAUGUUCUUCUUUAUCCUGGUGGUGCUCGUGAGGCUUUGCAUCGUAAGGUGUUGAUUGAGACCUUGUUUUCCCACAGCAACAGGAAAACGUGUACUAUUUGUUUUGAUGACUUUCACUUUGUUGUUCUCAUCCAUAAUGUCAUUUCCAGCAUUAAUACAUGCUCUUGCUUACUUUCUCAGGGUGAAACGUACAAGUUGUUUUGGCCUGAUCAGCCAGAAUUUGUGAGAAUGGCAGCUAAAUUUGGUGCCACAAUUGUACCAUUUGGAGUCAUUGGAGAGGACGACAUGGCAGAAUUAGUCUUUGACUAUAAUGACUUGAUGAAGAUCCCAGUGCUGAAUGACUACAUUAGAAAAAAGAACGAAGACUGGAAUUUUAGAGCAAGAGCUCACGCGACUGGAGAGGUUGCAAACCAAGAAUUACAUUUGCCAGGCUUUUUGCCUAAGGUUCCUGGCCGCUUGUACUAUUUGUUUGGGAAGCCUAUUCAGACAAAAGGAAGGCAAGAGUUGUUGAAAGACAGAGAAAAAGCAAGAGAGCUGUAUCUCCAGAUAAAGUCUGAAGUUGAAAACAGCAUGGCCUACUUGCUUAGAAAAAGGGAGGAAGAUCCUUACAGAACUAUCUUGGACAGAACAGCAUAUCGGGCAUUUUUUGCUCCAAUAGAUCAAGUCCCAACCUUUGAUCCCUGAAUCAUGAUUUGCAAACAUACUUCUCACUGCAAAGUAGAAUAGGACUUAUAGCAGAUUGUCAAGCUAUGAUGUUGACAAUCAUUCUUUCCCCUGCAUAUUCUUUUUCUGCUCUACAGUUAAGGAAUGGUGGGGGUAUAAAGUUGAUGUAAUUGAAUUACAUAUAUAGUAGCUUGUAACCAUGUGUAUAAACACGGGGCACAUAUUUGAAGAUAUAUUAGAAAACUAAUUUGAUUUGGUGGAACACCUAUUUGAAGAGAUA